AUGGCGCACGGCCUGGGGCCCUCGCCAUCUCCCUUUCCGAAGCAGUUCGUGCUUUGCUUCGACGGCACCGGUAACAAAUUCGCGGGCGAUGAGUCCGACAGCAAUGUACUCAAGAUCUUUCGCAUGCUGGAUCGCAGUAAGAGUCACCAGUACCAUUACUACCAGCCCGGGAUUGGCACCUAUGUGACCUCCAGGUCGCUGUCCAGCCAUGGGCGCAUCCAGCGCAUCAAGUCGGCGUACCAAAAGGCCAAGGACUCGGCGAUCGGAUCCUCGUUUGACGAGCAUGUGAUGGGCGGGUACAAGUUCCUGAUGCGAUACUAUUCACCGGGCGACGAGAUCUACUUCAUUGGAUUCAGUCGCGGCUCAUACAUCGCACGGUUUCUGGCAGAGAUGCUGGAUUAUAUCGGGCUGCUCGAAGCCGGUAAUGAGGAACUGAUCCGAUUCGCGUGGAAGACGUUCGCCAAGUGGCAGCAGCGAACGGGCGACACGGAGGAGGAGCGCGCCGAGAAGAAGAAGCUCUUCGAGUAUAUGAAGGCAUUCCGCGAGACCUUCAGCCGGCCGACCUCGCGCAUCCGAUUCAUGGGUCUUUUCGACACCGUCAACAGUGUGCCGCGCUUCGAGUCGGCCUGGAUGCAGCGCAGCAAGUUCCCCUAUACGGCGCGCAGUUCCGCCAAGGUGAUCCGGCACGCUGUGGGUAUCGACGAGCGCCGCGCCAAGUUCCGCCAGGACUUGAUCUCGGGCCAACGGCCGAAGGAACACAAGCGCCACAAGCAUCGACACCGGCCUCACCCCCGCCAGCAUCUUGAACAACACCUGGCGCGUCAUCUAGAUGCCAACCACCAUCUGCAUCUCCACUCCAACGACCACAGGGAGGAACAUCCAGACAGUGUCCCGGCCAUUCGCCUGAAUGACGACGCCGAUGAGAAGUCCGUUGAACAACCGGAUCCGAACUUCCAAACCCCAGCAUGGGGCCCCGCCAACGGCGAGUCGCACUACCGCACCCCGCAUGGCUCGUCUCAUCAGGGAAGCGAGAGCAACUUUGGCCUUGAUCGCGGCAAUCGGUACCGUGCGCCCUCUCCCCGACGGAUGAGUCUGGCUGUGCCGAAACCAACUCAGUCGACGGAAGAUCUCGCGUCUGUGCGCAGUGGGCAGUCCGGUGGGAUGUCCAUCCAAGUGCCUAGCCACAACGGGGAGGAUGAUGACGAGGAGGACCAAGACAUCCACGAGAUGUGGUUCCCAGGUUGCCACGCAGACAUUGGUGGAGGGUGGAAGCUGGCCAGCGGCGAGCUGUGGGCACUCAGCCACGCGCCGCUGGUGUGGAUGGUGCAGGAAGCACAAAAGGCCGGGCUGGAGCUGGACGAGCGCAAGAUGAAGCAGUUCCAGUGUCUGGAGGAGUUUGACGGCGAUUACACGCCCAUCCAGGAGAUGGAGCUGCGACGGCCGAGUCAGUGCCGCGACGGCCACGGGAAUGAUCCUGACGCCUUCCGCACGAUGCCCAACGAAAAGGAACGGUCGGCGGCGAGCCGCGACUUCUGGCACGCGCUGCACACAUCCAGCACCAAGGGCCUGCUGCACGACUGCCUGGAGUUCAACCAGGGCAUCCCGUCAAUGUCGGUGAUCUCGUGGCGCAUCAUGGAGUGGCUGCCCUUCCGCCGUAUGGAUCUGCAGUCCGACGGCUCGUGGAAGCCCAUCAGCUGGCCGCUGCCGCGUGGUGAAGUGCGCGAUGUACCCCUGGACGCCGAGAUCCACGUCUCGGCCAUUCGCCGUAUGCAAGCGGAUCCCAACUACCGGCCGGGUAAUGUCAUCGUUGGCGGGGGUGGCAGAGGAAUCCGCAAAGCCCCAGAAGAUUAUGGCAUCGGCGAGUGGGUGGUUUUCAAGAACGAAGGUGAUCCUGUGCGCGAGACGUAUGUGCGGAAGGACGUGGCCAACAAGUGCAAGGACGAGCACCCGCAGACCCAGUGA
Molecule: messenger RNA, 1962 nt
Organism: Penicillium alfredii
Lineage: Eukaryota; Fungi; Ascomycota; Eurotiomycetes; Eurotiales; Aspergillaceae
Product: T6SS phospholipase effector Tle1-like catalytic domain-containing protein
Exons: 2
Coding region: 1-1962 (653 amino acids)
Source: RefSeq, a predicted model, not a curated record